Messenger RNA from Branchiostoma floridae (Florida lancelet), 777 nucleotides. RefSeq names its product aggrecan core protein-like. The transcript has 5 exons. The record is from RefSeq and is a predicted model, not a curated record. The annotation marks the transcript as partial. Gene Ontology annotation, molecular function: signaling receptor activity. NCBI's taxonomy places the organism in Eukaryota, Metazoa, Chordata, Leptocardii, Amphioxiformes, Branchiostomatidae.
AUGCUCAUUGUAGCAAGCCAUGCUGUGGAACUGCGGAAUAAGGUGAAAUCUCGGAGAGCUUGGGUGGUGAUUAUUGCCUGCGCAGUGCUGAUGGCAGGGCUUCUGUUCAUCGCUGAAGGUGUGGUACCUGGCGGUCUCUUUCUAGGGACAAACAUAAAGGAUAUCAUAGUGAUCGGCAAGGAGCUAGAGAAUCCUCGCAAUCCAUGGUGGGCUACGUUUGACAAGGGAAACAGCUCAGACACCACUUUUCUGACUGCACCUGUAUCUACAUCUGUAUCAAAGUCUGCAGCUGGUACUUCGUGGACGGCAGUCUACCAGGACAACAGCUCAGUUGACGUCGUUUUGACCACACUGCCUUUGAGGCCGGGAUUGAAAUCACCUGAACCGUACACGGACAACACAGGUAUGGACGAGACCUCCCCAGACACACCCACACUUCUAUUAACUACAGCUCUGCAGUGCCCCAGUGAGUGGAGGAAGUACAACAACCACUGCUACAAACUGGUGACAGACAAAGCCAGCUGGUCUACAGCGAGCUCACGAUGCAAACAUCAUGGUGCAAUUCUUGCCUCUAUCACGGACCGGGCCGAGAACAACUUUGUUAAAAAUCUCAUCUCGAACUAUGAUAGCAGGUUUCCGGCCAUCUGGCUGGGUCUGUAUAAAGAAUCUGGACAAUGGAAGUGGACAGAUGGGUCACGUGUUGACUACAAAAACUGGGCUCCAGGGGAGCCGAGCAACAGUCAUUGGCUCGAGAAUUGUGCCUUCGUGUAUUCCAAG